AUUGCAAGCUCGUACGCUGCAGCACUCGGACCUCCGCCGUAGGUUCCGCAGCUACGCAACGCAGAACGAACGCGCGGUAUCACGUCGACCACGCAUUGGCGCAGUCGCCCUUAGUUAGUUAGUCGGCGACCACGAGGAGAACCCGCCUGUCCGGUGUCUGUCUUCUCCGCGCGCCUUGGUCUCCGAAGGGCCGUUCCCUCGUAACGCGAUACACAGAGAGUCGCCUUCGUAUCUCCGGACCCAGACACGGCACGAUGUCGCGGAUACACGACGAUGGCCGCCGACGUCCGUUCGUCCAGCUGCUUCUGCUGAUGAUCUGCGCGUUGUCGAUCGUCGACACGAUCGACGCCGCCGCCGCCGCCGCCGCCGCCGCCGCCAACGUCAAGGACGCGUGGACGGGAUUCUCGACGUCGUGCGCGACCGAGGACGCGAAGAACAUGUCCAUGUCCUGCCAUGGCGUGCGAAUCGUCCGCCAGAUCGUGAAGCAGAUGUUGGAGACCACCAGCAAGGAACGGGAUAUCGAGCUGUUCGACGGCGUCAGCCUCGUCGAGGUGCCCGGCAGCGGCUCGCCGCGCAAGGCCAGGGUGUUCAAGGGCUUCGGUGGCCUCGGACCGUUCCUGCAAUUCCUGGAGGGUAGAGAGCUGCGGGUCAAGCUGCCGUCCCUGCUGCCGCCGAACGUUGAAACUGCGCUGCAAGAGAGUUUGCCCUCCGAGUCCGAAGCGAGGAAAGAUGGCGGUUUGGGCGGCGGCGGCGGUUUCGGAGGCGGCAAAGGUGGCGGAGGCAAGAAAGGAGGCGGCGGCGGUAUUUUGAUAAUGGCUCUCAUGAUGGGCAAAAUGAUGGCCGCGAUGGGCUUCGGCGCGCUUGGUCUCCUGGCCAUGAAGGCGCUGAUGGUGUCGGCCAUGGCCUUGAUGCUCUCACUGAUCGUGGCUGUGAAGAAAUUGGCGGGCGGCGGCGACGACCACGGCGGCGGUCAUCAUGUCGUGUACGCGCAAGAUGUCGGCCAUCAUCACCGCAAGAAGAGAUCGUUCGCGGACUACGACGAGGACCGCACGCAGCUGCCCUACCGAGGAUACGCCAAUCUCUACGGCAACCUACAGGCGUCCUGAUGUCCUGGUCAAUCGCCAGCAUCCUCCGCGCAAUUCGAUCGAGAUCCCACGGCCUUCUCUCCACUCCCCUAUCGCGAUGACCGGAGCUUCUCUCCGCGAUGGAACCGAGACGGGCCACGUUGACGGCGGCGCGUUCGCACUAUUUACAUUCUCCAUUGCAUCGUCAUUGUAUCCUCAUCAUCCUCUCAUUCAUUUAACGCAACUCCACCAACGUGGUGUUCACAUCCUCUCGGCUGUAGAGCGCGAAACUGCACGGUUGCCGCGGCAGGGGGUUAACGGACUUCUGGGAAACGACUGACGAUGACGUCGACGACGACGGCGAUGACGGCGACGGCGACGUAGACAACGGCGACAACGACGACGCGACGGUGACGAAGACGCGACGCGAGAUCAGUGACAGUGACACGCCGAGACGAGACGACAGUGACCAAGAAACUAAUUAACAGCCACGGUAGAAAGUGACGCUCGAACAAACGUUUGCUCGCGAAAAACGCGCUCAUCCAACCCUCUUCGGGCCGUUGCUACGGAACAGGACUCUCUCAGUGAAAGAUCAAGGAUACCGAACUGAAGAAACCAAAGUACACAUUGUUCGAUUAAUUGUUUUUUGUACGUAUAUAUUUAUUUUUUUACAUAUGUAUUUAUUGUUGUGCAUCGCAUGUUAAUAAAGCAUACGUGCUUGGAAGCAUA
Molecule: messenger RNA, 1793 nt
Organism: Odontomachus brunneus
Lineage: Eukaryota; Metazoa; Arthropoda; Insecta; Hymenoptera; Formicidae
Exons: 3
Coding region: 255-1106 (283 amino acids)
Source: RefSeq, a predicted model, not a curated record